Molecule: messenger RNA, 1789 nt
Organism: Puntigrus tetrazona (Sumatra barb)
Lineage: Eukaryota; Metazoa; Chordata; Actinopteri; Cypriniformes; Cyprinidae
Product: E3 SUMO-protein ligase ZBED1-like
Exons: 3
Coding region: 125-1789 (554 amino acids)
Molecular function (GO): DNA binding; protein dimerization activity
Source: RefSeq, a predicted model, not a curated record
UAACGCAAAUUAAUCGUUUGUUAAGUUUGACCCAAACUUCUUGCCAUCAUCGCAGCGCGGAUGGUUAUCUAUUAUUGUGUGAUCAGGGUAACGUCGCAGCGUCACACACGUGUUUUACAACAUCAUGGCAGAGGAUAGGACGCCUGGUCUGCUGAACGGCAAAUUUCGUUUUAAAAAGCUUCCGGAUGGAAGUUUUGAUAAAACCAAAGUUGUGUGCACUUUUUGUAGUGAUGAACUAUCCUUUCACCGAAGUACAACAAGUUUGAAGUACCAUCUUCGGGCCAAACAUAUUUUGGCUGAUGUUAGAAAAGAUGCCAGUGCUGCAACGGCAUCAACAAGCCGCGCUCGUCAAAGGACACUGGCUGAGUGUAGCAGGCCCACGCCUGUCAACAAAACAACAUCAGCAAAGCUAACUAAUUCCAUAACUAAAUGGAUCGCCAAAGACUGCAGACCCAUUAGCAUAGUUCAAGACCGUGGGCUUCAAGACAUCAUUCAGAUUGCCACAGGCGACCUAUCAUACCAGUUGCCUUCGAGGGGAACUAUUGUUACGAGAAUGCAUGAACUGUACGACAGUGAAAAAGCUAAAAAACUGAGUCAGUUGUCAGAAGGCACUUUUAUAGCUCUUACUGGAGACCACUGGACAUCAGUAAGUAACCAAAACUACCUUGGUGUCACAGCACAUCUAGUCGAUGACAACUGGCAUCUGCACUCAUUCACUUUAGGAGUGUUAAAAACAGAAGAAAGGCAUUUUGCCGAAGCAUGCGCUAGCCAGUUUCUUGAUGUUGCAAAUGAGUGGGAGAUAACGGACAAAGUCACUACUAUAGGGACUGACAGUGCUCCUAAUAUGACUGCUGCAGCAAGAAGUUUACCGUUCGAACAUAUUCCUUGUGUGGCGCACAUUAUACAAAGGGUUAUCGCCAUGGCUUUUCGGGACAGCGGAUUUGACAGCGUUUUAGCCAAGUGCCGUAAAAUAGUCGGACAUUUCAAGCAUAGUCCCGCGAACACUGCAGAGCUGAAAGCUCUUCAAGUCUCCCAUGGACUAGCAGAGGAGUCUCUUGUUCAGGAUGUACCGACGCGCUGGAAUUCAACUCUUGAAAUGAUAAGGCGACUUCAACACAAUAAAGAUCCAGUAAGUGCAGCGCUGGCACAGCAGAAGCAUAAGUUAGCGAUGCUAACCUCAGCUGAUUACGACAGAUUGGCAAAGCUGGAAACAUUGCUGGAACCUUGCAGGUACAUCACUGAGCUCCUAGGAGGUGAAAAGUAUGUAUCCUGCUCUGUGGUGCUACCUGCGCUGUGCCAUCUCCUGCGUACAAUGGAGGUUUCUGAUGUUGACCCUGCCUACAUAGUGCGCUUCAGGCAGAGGGGAGAGGUGUGGCAAAAGCUGAGUGUGAUGCUGAAGGAUGGAGAACCUGCUCCACAGAGCUCUGGAGCAGUAGAAGACCCAGAGCCACCAAAGAAGAAAAUGGCCCUCCUAAUGAUGGGAUCAGAGUCAGAGUCUGAUGAUGAGGCUGUGUCCACAGAUAAAUGUCUGGAAAGGUACAAGGGAGAGCCCUAUGCCAGCAUAGACACAUGUCCACUACAGUGGUGGUCAGCACACUCAGGUGCCCAUCCUAAGCUGGCCCAUAUGGCAAAAAGGUAUUUGGCUACACCUGCCUCAACAGUGCCAUGUGAGAGACUGUUCUCUUUGGCAGGCCACAUUGUGCAGAAGAAGAGGUCAGCUCUUUCAUCUGAAAAUGUUAAUAAGUUAGUCUGUCUGAGCAACUGGCUGAAAGAAGAGGAUGUUGUGUGA